This is a messenger RNA of Durusdinium trenchii, 3095 nucleotides long. The record is from the annotation of a GenBank genome assembly. Lineage: Eukaryota; Dinophyceae; Suessiales; Symbiodiniaceae.
AAGUGCUUUGGCCCAAACAACCUUAGGACAGUCGCUUGACGUGUGCACACCAAGAGGGCAACAUGACGUGCAAUGGUGCCGAGCCUUUGUUGCCACCCAGCCGGAGGGCAAAACCAAGAUGCAUAUUUGGCUACUUGCCUAUAUGGUCGGAGUGUGUACCUCUCAACAGCGACACUGGCUCCGUUGAUAGUGUUCGAGUCACAGCAAACGUGCUGGCUGGCUGUAUCAUCGGAAUCAGGCAAACAUUGACGGGGAUUGUGAGUGCUACUUUGGUGUACACUGGGUCAGAAUACCCUGAAAUCACAGACAUGUUCCCGUUUGGCAUCUCAAUGAUGUGGUAUUCAACCAUGGCGGGGUCAGCAUUCUACGCGGUCUUCGGACGCUUGCAGUACAACACCAAUGCAACCCAAGAAGUGUGCGCCAUUCUGUAUGGGGCAAUGGCGCAGAACGCAGCAGUGACUUUGCGCAAGGUCGGCAGGGCUGAUCAAAUCCAGCCGACCAUUCUUGCGUUGAUCGUGUCAAGCACAAUGCUGACAGGCAUUUGCAGUGUGUUGUUAGGUAAACUUGGUGUUGGCAAGUUGAUGCUUCGAUUUCCAACUCCAGUCACCAGUGGCUUUCUGGGCACCAUUGGUUUCUUCCUUGUGCGAACAGCUUUGCAAGUCUCCUCUGGAGUGCAGUUUGUUAACUUCUAUCCAGUCGACUUUGGUGCCUUCUUCAGUAUGCACAGCUUGGCUCCAGUGAUAUGCUUGAUGGUAAUGGUGGCAUUAAUUCGAAAUGGCCCUUCAGCCAUUGCAAAAGCAUUUCCGAACAGCAAACUCUUGAAACUCUCCGGGCUUUUCUGCCAACUUUGCCCUUUGGGACUUUUCUAUAUCGUCGUGUGUUUGGGUGGCUUUUCGAUGGGAACUCUGAGCAAGAACGGUUGGACAUACCCAACCCAAGCCAGUCGAUCGUUUGCAAGCCUUUGGACCACAUAUGACCUCAGGGAUGCAGAUGUAACUGUGCUACUCUCAAACUUUCCCUCCAUGCUUAUGUUGGUGAUGAUGUCCGUGCUUUGCACAAUGACGGGGGUUCUGGGCAUCACCGGAAAAUUCCGGAUGGGUCCGGAUGGUGAUCCAGCACCGAUGGAGACAGUAGACUUCGAUGCAGAACUUACCACCGUGGGCUUCGCAAGUAUUUUUGCCGCGUUGUCCAACGGUGUUGUCACUUUCCACCGGUUGGGAAGUUCUAUCCAGCUUCGGAUGGAUGGAGGAACGCACAGGCUAGCAGUCCUGACUUCAUCUUGCUUUGUCGGCACGUUCUUCUUCACCAGCCUGCCACUUGGCCACUAUAUUCCAAAGUUCUUCUUGGGUGGCCUUUUCAUGGGGAGUGGUGUGAGCUUUCUGGAGAGCGCAUUUCUCUCCUACCGCAGUUUGCCACCUCAGAAAUUCAUGGGUUACCGCCUUCCUUCUCCGCAGUACUGGGUGACUGUUGCAUGCAUUCUGGUCGCCACAUUCUCAUCUCCGUUCCAUGGGAUCGGAGCAGGUUUAGUCCUAAGUCUGGUGAUUUUCCUAUGGGAUAGUGCGCAAUCAUCGCCAGUGGCCAGCAUGUCGACUGGGAGCCACACUGUGAGCCGCACAUUUCGGCCAUUCUGGGAGUUGGAAGCUUUAUGUCAGCAUGGUCACAGGAUUCUGCUCUUCUAUUUGCAGGGGCAGCUCUUCUUUGGUUCAGGCCAGACUUUGGCUUCCAGCUUGGUCGAAGCAAUUGAGCAAGACCUCCUGGGUGGAGCAGUGUCGGAGAGGAUGUCGGAAUAUUGUAUCUUAAGCUUUGGAAAAGUCACCAGCAUCGAUGCCUCGGCUGCUGAACAGUUGCGGAUGGCCGUCAAGCGAGUCUCCGAACAUGGCUGCAAGGUGAUUUUCUGCCGCAUGAACUCACAGGUGUUCGAUGCCCUCUCUACCCUGAAGGUGGUCACAGCGCCCGAUGUGGAUCUUCGUCAGCUUCUAGGCUUGCAAACAAAAGGGCCCAGCGAUGUCGUUGGAGAGGACUCCAACAGGCUGACAGACGCUAGUGAAGUUGGUGACGCAUCUCCGCCAACGCUAUCAAGAACUUUGAGUUGUUGGGGUGAAGGCCAGCCCUUUAAGAGUUCUAUUUAUGAGGACUACGAUGCCUUCGAUGAUGUGACAGAUGCAUUGGACUACACAGGUGAUCGGCUUCUUGAAAAGUAUCUUUACCAGUCGUCUUUGAAGGGCUACAUGCUUGAGUACCGCAACGCCUGCAGCACCGGGGCACGCUUGGCAAACGAAGCGUUUGAGGCCAUGAACCUUCUCCCAGAAGGCUUCUUGACCCAAAUCCAACCAUUCUGUGCCAUUCAGAUGGGCUUGGCGAGUGGGCAGCGUCUUGCAGAGGAUGAUGCUUUCUGCUUCGUGUUUCAAGGUGCAAUUGCGGUUGUGAACGAACUGUCCGACCAAAAGCAAACAAGCCAAGGGGUGAGCAUCAAAGGCUUCCAGGGUCGCAGACAGAAGCGCCUGAGGAAGAGAUACCCGCCAGGAAGCAUAGUUGGAAAGCAUGAGUUUGUACUCAACAGUUGGCAGCGACUUUGCGACACGGGCACGACCACAAGCCGAGUAGUGUCAAGCCUCUCUUCUCACUGACUUCUGUGGAGUCGAUGUUUUGUGAUGCAACACAAGUCAUUGAAAUGCUCCUGCUGUCAGUGGAUUUAUGUAAGAUAUAUAACAGAGCACUUUCUGAAUUCGGCAUUGUUGUCAAUGCCGUAGUUUUAACAAGUCGAGAGGCGAGUGUAUGACAUACCGGGGGUUACAUGUUUUGUUACUUACCUUUUGCUUGACUCAUGUUUCCUGAGUCAAGUGUUCUUUGUUACACCACCUUUGGUAGAAGGCAGUCCCUUCUUGAGGCAAGUUUGGCCACAUGACGGAAGUCUGGACACUGACAAGGUCAUCCUGGAAGUCCCUUGGAAAGGACCUGUCCUUGGUCCUGCAGGACCUGUCGCUCAGGCAACUGGCAGAGGAGAAACAGCACUCCUUGAUGAGUGACAACUGAGAGGCACUUGUGCUUUCCUCACGUUCCGUCGGCGUGGCAGGGACAGAGACUUUCACAAGUUG